AUAUAAAUGUUUAGAAUGUCCUGACUAUGACUUAUGCUCCGAUUGUAUUACGAUUUCCAACUUGCUCCAUAAUGUGCUACAUUACUUUCGCAAAAUCUUAGAUCCAAAGGAUGAUCUAAACAAUACCACAUCUGCAUCUGCAUCUGCAUCUGUUACUGUUUCCCCAAUACUUCCAACUACAAAAGAGGAACUGUUAGCCCUGCUACGUGAAGAAGAGAAGCGAAGAUUUUCGCCUGAAAUACAAAAGCGAUAUUAUGAAGUCGGGACUGAUCCCACAUGUGGUAAGGACUGGAUGGAUGUUACUGAUCAGAUGCAGCAUGAAUUGGUUCGAGAAUUCGGCUAUUCAGACGAGGCUGUACAACUACUACGGCGUGCCCCACAAAUUUAUCCAGAUGAUCCUCGAUUUCAUACAACUCAAGUGUAUGUUCGUAAUAACAUCUGUCAUUUGGGAAACCUAACCGAAGGAAUGCCAGCACCUGAUUGUCCACUGGUUCCACUAGAAUCUUCAUCAACACCAGUUUCCUUGCGCUCACUUUGUCAACCUGGACGGCCGCUCGUUAUUCUCGGUGGAUCAUAUACCUGUCCUUUAUACCGAUGCAUAUCUCAUGUGCUCAAUGAUAUAUACAGGAAAUAUAAUUCACAAAUCGAUUUCUACAUGAUUCAAAUUCGAGAAGCACAUGCUUCCGAUGUUUGGCCUAUUGGUAAUGUUGUGAGCGUUAAGGAGCACCGCACAUUAGAUGAACGUUUAGCUGCUGCUCGCGAAAUGGUCAAAGCGACUCGGCUGGAAAUUCCCGUGUUUGCAGAUACGAUGGAUGACGUUUUCUUAGGAUUGUACAAACCAUGGCCCUUUCGCUUUUUUGUCAUCGUAGAUG
Molecule: messenger RNA, 872 nt
Organism: Paraglomus occultum
Lineage: Eukaryota; Fungi; Glomeromycota; Glomeromycetes; Paraglomerales; Paraglomeraceae
Source: the annotation of a GenBank genome assembly